AUAUAGAGCAAUUCCAUGUUAGUCUGGGAGAACGAGAGAGAGAGAGAUAGAGAGAAGCCCGUGUCCGAGAGCCGCACUUCACCUAAAACAACUUUAAUCCGAGCGUGAGAACCGAAAGAAUCAGAGCACUGGAGUUUAUUCACUGCACUGCUGCAUGCAUGGGAAUCAUUUGAUUCACUCACUCCAGGAAAAGCCCAUUUAGUCUGCAACUUCAUGAUUUCAAAGCCGGGAUUCUUUUUUUUUUUAAACACUAUAUUCCUACCUGUCAGAUAAUAUGUUGUAAACGAUCCUUUGAAGUCCGAAGUGUCUCGGUGCAGUGAGCUUGAAGGACGGGCCUGACUGUCUCCUGGCUGGACUCGGUACCCGUGUUGGAUCGAGAAAUUGUGUGUGACUCCUUUACCGAGUAUUAUCGGUGCGCGCGGCUUAUUUCCACACUAGAGGCGCCGCCUUUGCACUGAACACACACACACAGGUGCCAGAGAGACCCACACACUUCCGAUUGAGUAUUCGGGUAAAGGCAGAUCAGCGAGGAUCACCCAGGACUUUACGCGGCACCGAGUUGGAUUUACAAAGCAGAUUUGUCCUUGUGUGACAACAUGAUGGAUGCAUGCAUGAGGCCGCGCGAGAUCAAUACACCUAAUUAAUCAAUACCCUCUAAGCGCACGUGAAGAUCAGCUCCGCUGGAUGUGUAUGACCGCAUCUCUAUCACCAGGUGGCUUUUCAAGUGCGUGUUUCCGAGCGCGUUUCUCCUGUUGGCGCAUAAGGUGUUUUAGGAGCCACUAAGCAAAAGCGCAGAGCGACAAUGCGCGUGCGGGGUUAGUUUAAACUUUGCUUUGCUGCGGAAUCGUCUGGAUCUGGACUCUAAACUCGCGUCCCCUGUACAGAAGAGACUACGUAGACCCCAGAUGGGAGCUGAUCUGGAUUGAAUUGCAAUUUGUUUCCCUUUGUAGAGAAGAAGGGAAAAGCAUUCCAGCCGGAGGAGAUUACAAGUGUUUUCUCCUCAAAGAUCAUUUGUUGUGACUCCUCUCGUUUUUGGAUUUAAAGCUCCUGCGCCUGAUUUGGUGCAACUGUUUCGCACCAGGAAUUUCGUGCGUUUUAUUAGAACUUGGAGGAAACAGCAGUCAUGUUUGUGUUGAAAGCAGUGGUUCUCUGUGCAUUGCUGAGCGGGGCUGGGGCUCAGUCGUGCCCGUCUCAGUGCUCCUGCAGCGGGACAGCGGUGGACUGCCACGGGCAGAAUCUGCGGAGCGUGCCGCGGAACAUUCCCCGCAACGCCGAGCGACUUGACCUGAAUGCAAACAAUCUGACUAAAAUCACAAAGGCAGACUUCGCGGGACUACGGCACCUCAGAGUUCUGCAGCUAAUGGAGAACAAGAUCAGUUCUAUUGAGAGAGGGGCAUUUCAGGACCUGAAAGAGCUGGAAAGACUGCGUCUCAACAGGAAUAAUCUUCAGGUUCUUCCGGAGUUGCUGUUUCUAGGCUCAACCAAACUCUUCAGACUUGACCUGAGUGAAAAUCAGAUCCAGGGGAUUCCCAGAAAAGCGUUCAGAGGAUCUACUGAGAUCAAAAACCUGCAGCUGGACUAUAAUCAGAUUUCCUGCAUUGAAGACGGAGCGUUCAGAGCUCUGCGGGACCUAGAAGUACUCACACUGAACAACAACAAUAUAUCUCGUUUGUCAGUGGCCAGUUUUAAUCACAUGCCCAAGCUUAGGACAUUUCGUCUGCACUCAAAUAGUCUGCUGUGUGAUUGUCAUGUGGCCUGGCUCUCUGAUUGGCUGAGACAGAGGCCCCGCCUUGGCCUCUACACACAGUGUAUGGCUCCGCCCUCCCUGAGGGGCCACAACAUUGCUGAGGUUCAGAAGAAAGAGUUUAUGUGUACAGACUUCAAUGAAGGGCCCCAGUCACACUCGUCCUGUAGUGUGCUGCAGUGUCCUGAGCUGUGCACCUGCAGUAAUAAUGUAGUGGACUGCCGAGGGAAAGGACUGACUGAAAUACCCACCAGCCUGCCAGAAACCAUCACUGAGAUGUGGCAGCUGGACUAUAAUCAGAUUUCCUGCAUUGAAGACGGAGCGUUCAGAGCUCUGCGGGACCUAGAAGUACUGGUUUUAUAUGGGAAUAAAAUCAGUGAACUUCCCAAAGGCAUUUUUGACGGACUAUUCUCAUUGCAGCUACUGGUUUUAUAUGGGAAUAAAAUCAGUGAACUUCCCAAAGGCAUUUUUGACGGACUAUUCUCAUUGCAGCUACUGUUGCUUAAUGCGAACAAGAUCAAUUGUUUGCGCGUAGAUUCUUUCCAAGACCUGCAGAAUCUGAAUCUUCUGUCACUUUAUGACAACAAACUCCAGACCAUUGUAAAGGGAACCUUCUCUUCUCUCCGAGCCAUCCAAACACUUCAUUUGGCCCAGAACCCCUUCAUGUGUGACUGCCAUUUGAAGUGGUUAGCUGACUACCUGCAAGACAACCCGAUUGAGACCAGCGGAGCUCGAUGCACCAGUCCCCGCCGCCUUGCUAACAAACGCAUCGGCCAGAUCAAGAGCAAAAAGUUCCGCUGUUCAGCUAAAGAACAAUAUUUUAUACCAGCACGUGGCCGCUUGAACAAUAAUGAAUUUACAGUGCUGGAGGCUACAGGAAUCUUUAAGAAGCUUCCUCAACUGCGCAAAAUUAACCUCAGUAACAAUAAGAUCACAGAUAUUGAGGAGGGCACAUUUGAGGGGGCCAGUGGAGUGAAUGAACUCAUACUGACGAGCAACCGCUUAGAGAGCGUCCACUACAGCAUGCUGAAAGGCCUCGGCGGUCUCCGCACACUGAUGUUGAGGAGUAACAAGAUAAGCUGUGUCAAUAACAGCAGUUUUACUGGUCUGAGCUCUGUGAGGCUGCUCUCCCUCUAUGAUAACCUGAUCACCUCCAUGUCCCUGGGAGCCUUUGACACACUGCAUUCCCUCUCAACACUGAACUUGCUGGCUAAUCCGUUUAACUGUAAUUGUCAUCUGGCCUGGCUGGGGGAAUGGCUCCGUAAGAAACGGAUCGUUACGGGAAAUCCUCGCUGUCAGAGCCCAUACUUUCUUAAGGAGAUCCCUAUUCAAGAUGUAGCCAUUCAAGACUUUGCCUGCGAAGACGGUAAUGAUGAGAAUAGCUGUUCGCCCCUGGCUCGCUGUCCUGCCGAGUGCUCGUGUUUGGAUACGGUGGUUCGCUGCAGUAAUAAAGGACUUAAGCUUUUACCCAAAGGCAUUCCUAAAGACGUUACAGAACUCUAUCUCGAUGGCAACCAGUUCACGCAAGUCCCUCUGGAACUAUCCAAUUAUAAACACCUCACUCUCAUCGAUUUGAGUAAUAACCAGAUCAGCACAUUGUCCAACCACAGCUUCAGUAACAUGUCUGAGCUGCUCACCCUAAUAUUAAGCUACAACAGACUGCGGUGUAUUCCUGUUAAAGCUUUCGAUGGCCUCAAGUCUCUGCGCCUCUUGUCUCUCCAUGGUAAUGAUAUUGCUGUGAUCCCAGAUGGAGCUUUCAAAGAUCUGUCCUCGCUCUCCCACCUGGCUCUGGGAGCAAACCCUCUGUACUGUGACUGUCACAUGCAGUGGCUCUCUGACUGGGUAAAGAGUGGCUACAAGGAGCCUGGAAUUGCACGGUGCACCGGUCCUGGAGAGAUGACCGACAAACUGCUGCUGACUACACCCUCUAAAAAAUUCACAUGCACAGGUCCGGUGGAUGUAAGCAUUUUGGCAAAAUGUAACCCUUGUUUAUCCAACCCCUGCAAGAAUGACGGAACUUGCAGUAACCAUCCCGUCGAUUUUUACAGAUGCACCUGUCCAUAUGGUUUUAAGGGCCAAGACUGCGAGGAACCGAUUCAUGCGUGCAUCAGUAACCCUUGUCAGAAUGGAGGCACCUGUCAUCUGAAAGAUGGAGAGGAGAACACUCACUGGUGUGUGUGUCCAGAUGGAUUUGAGGGCGACGAAUGUGAGAUAAAUAUCGAUGACUGUGAAGAUAAUGACUGUGAGAAUAACUCUACGUGUGUGGAUGGGAUCAACAACUACACCUGUCUCUGCUCACCUGAAUACACAGGUAACCCACACAAACACAAGGACAGUCCUGCGCGCAAUGCUCUGUGUUCUCUGUGCUCUGUGUUUGACGCUAACAUGCUAAUGUGUGUGUGUCCAGAUGGAUUUGAGGGCGACGAAUGUGAGAUAAAUAUCGAUGACUGUGAAGAUAAUGACUGUGAGAAUAACUCUACGUGUGUGGAUGGGAUCAACAACUACACCUGUCUCUGCUCACCUGAAUACACAGCUGCUAAUAAUAAUGAGGUGGAGAAAGGGGAGCUGUGUUACUGUAAACUGGAUUUCUGCGCUUCAGAGCUAAACCUGUGUCAGCAUGACUCGAAAUGUAUUCUAACCGCGAAGGGAUUCAUGUGUGAGUGUACUCCAGGUUACACCGGGGAGCACUGUGAGGUGGAUUUUGAUGAUUGUGCAGAUAAUAAGUGUAAAAACGGAGCUCAGUGUACUGAUGCAGUGAAUGGCUACACAUGUGUGUGUCCAGAAGAGUACAGUGGGUUGUUCUGCGAGUUCUCCCCUCCGAUGGUCCUGCCGAGAACAAGUCCGUGUGACCACUAUGACUGUGCCAAUGGUGCACAGUGUGUUGUCAAGGACAUGGAUCCUGUGUGUCAGUGUCUCCCUGGAUACGAGGGCGUGCACUGUGAGAAGCUGGUCAGCGUCAACUUCAUCAAUAGAGAAUCGUUCCUGCAGAUUCCCUCCAACCUCAUUACAGAACAAGCCAAUAUAUCACUACAGAUCGCCACAGAUGAGGACAACGGAGUGUUGCUGUAUAAAGGAGACAAUGAACACAUUGCAGUGGAGCUCUACAGAGGACGACUGAGAGUCAGUUAUGACUCCGGAUCCUACCCCCCAUCUGCCAUCUACAGUGUUGAGACUAUAAAUGAUGGCAGUUUUCAUGUAGUGGAGCUGGUGGCAAAGGAUCAGUCUCUGUCUCUGUCUAUUGAUGGAGGAAGCCCCAAAUCCAUCAACACUGCCAGCAGUCCCGAUCCAGGACCCAGCCCUGCUCCGCUUUAUCUUGGUGGCAUUUCUCAGCAGUCUGGAUUGGCCUCAUUGCGCCAGGGCUCCGGGAGGAACGGCUCUAGUUUCCACGGCUGUAUCCGAAACCUCUACAUUAACGACCAGCUCCAGGACCUCACCCAGUUCCUGCUGCAGGAGGGGGUGGUGCCCGGCUGCCAGCCCUGCCAGCGGACUGUGUGCGCUCAUGGGCAAUGCCAUGCUACCGGACAAUCCUCCUUCAGCUGUGAGUGUGAGGCAGGAUGGACCGGCCCGCUGUGUGACCAGCAGAUCAACAGCCCAUGUGACGGGAACAAGUGUAUCCACGGCUCCUGUCACCCCAUAAACUCAUACUCGUACAGCUGUCGCUGUCAUCCAGGCUUUGCAGGUGUAUUAUGUGAUGAAGAGGAGCAGUUGAGUCCCUGUCAGUACAUAGCGUGUAAACACGGCCGCUGUCGCGUGUCUGGGCUGGGGAAAGCCUACUGUGAGUGCAACAGCGGCUACACGGGGCAAAGCUGCGAUAGAGAAUGGCGUGUCGGGGGGAACGGGUCCGAGAUCACUAUCAGACGCAGCAGGGCUACGCAGCGUGCCAAAGCACAGAGAAGGUCUCCCGUUUAGUGUGUCGAGGCAUCUGCGGGGACGGGACCUCCUGCUGCGCCCCUCUCCGCAGCAAACGUA
This is a messenger RNA of Sinocyclocheilus grahami, 5713 nucleotides long. Its product is annotated as slit homolog 2 protein-like. The transcript has 40 exons. Gene Ontology annotation, biological process: retinal ganglion cell axon guidance; negative chemotaxis; negative regulation of cell growth. Gene Ontology annotation, molecular function: heparin binding; Roundabout binding; calcium ion binding. Lineage: Eukaryota; Metazoa; Chordata; Actinopteri; Cypriniformes; Cyprinidae. The record is from RefSeq and is a predicted model, not a curated record. Bases 1124 to 5653 code for a protein of 1509 amino acids.